CGUGCGCAUAGCAAGCAUGUGUAUUGCAGUUUGCUCUGCUACAGAAGGGAAAAAACCUGUCUAAUUUCUCGGUUGACGUUGGUAGUGGUGAGUGGAACGUGAAGUUUGCUUGUUUUUGUGGAAACGCUAAUCUAUGGACGCUGGAUCCAAUUUUGUCGCUGUUCUGUAAAACACCGAGCGCACCUUUUCAGAGAAAGGAGGAUCUUUUCUAAAAAAGCACCAUGGAUCUAGCAGCUGUGAUUGAGACCCUGGGUCAUCUAAACACAGCGCAGUUAGCCCAACUACGAAACCACCUUCUUUCUCAAGAUGUGUCGUCACUAGGUCUGUCUGCCGACCAAGCCAUGGGCCUCUUGCAGGCUAUUGAGGAGCACGACACAAGAGCUGCACAAGUACAGCCCAAGUUUGUACCGAGUCAACCUGCCCCCAGCUUCCCAGUUGCCCAACAGCCUCCAGAUCUAGAUAUGCCCAAGGUUAUUGAUAAUAUCAACCGACUUUUCACGUCCGCUUUCGGGACUCAACAAGGAGGGGCGGACAACAGUGUGGGAUACCAGUCGAACAGUGAGCUGUCUGCUAUUAACGAGAGGGUUCAGAUGCUUGAGAUGCAGCGAGCGCGGAUCUUAAAUGCGCAGAAGCAGGAGCAGCAAGGCGUCCAGGUGGCUCUUGGUGAUGGGAACUUAUACACCGGACCAAAUCCUAAGCGGAGAAUGAUUUCCAACGAUGGAAUGAACUUCAAUGCAGCUCAAGGAUUUCAAGGAAACUGGCCGCAAGGGGGUAACCAGAUGAGCCAAUCAGCUCUCCAGAUAAACCAACCCAGAGCCAAGAUGAACCAAUCAGGAGGCGGGCAAGAGAUGAACCAACCCAGGGGCGGGGCCAAGGCCAAUAGAGGAGGAUUUACUAACGCUAAAAAGAACAAUAGAACCCGCAGGAAGAGGGGAAGAGGCGGUCAGCAACGGAGGUCUCCUGGGAGGUCUCCUGGAAGGUCUGAACCUAGGGGAGACUCCUACGGGAGGCGGUCACCGGAUGACCAUUACGACCGGAGGAGUAGGUCCAGGGAGAGUGGGGGGCGUGACAGGAGGGAUAAUUCAAGCGAUAGAGGGCGUUCUUACGGAAGGCGGAGUCAGGACAGAGACCGACGAGAUGACUCGGGGUAUCGCAGAGGAAGAAGGGAGGGUUCAAGGAACAGAGACUUGGAUUCACAAGAGAAGAAGUACCAUGACGACGAUUAUGGUCGCAGGAGUGAUGAUAAUGACAACAGGUCGUACCAAGGUGAAAGGUGGUACCAAGAUGACCGAAGGUCGUGUAGAGGUGACAGCCCAUCCUACCCAGACUCUCCCAGGCGUGAUGGAUAUUCCAGAUCAGAAUCCAUAGACUUCGCCCGGGAUGACCAGUUUGACGACGGGAGCGAUAGACAGGGCCAGAAGCGUAAGCAUCGAGACUUUGAUGAAGGCAGUUGGCACGCCGAUGGCAGACCCGACCAAGAACCUCCCAGAAGGUACAGCCAAGAACGGGACUACCCUGACCCGAGGUUCAGCGACGGAGAUCAACCUAGGAGAGGCGAAGGGCUUUACCAAGAGCCACCGUUCAACUACGGGACUAAGAGAGAACAUUCCCGGGAGAGGGACAAGAGGAGAUGGGAUGAUGAUCCCAAGGUGGAUGUCUUGGAUACAUUUGCAGAAAUAGAAGCCAGAUGGCGUGAACGAGACCUAAACAGACAACAAUGUCCAGGUGAUGAGUUUCUCCUUCGGCAAGGUGAUGUGCUCAAUCCGCGUUUAGCACGGGCGACGUACGUAGCAGACCAGUUACUGACAAACCCACCGGAGAGGAGAAGUCUGGAUCUUGAUCUUGGCAGAAUCCAGCCGAUUCCUUUAGCACUGGGCUUAGGUGCUAAUCGACAACUCCCGAGCCAACCACUCGCUAACCGGUUAGGCCCGCAGGUACCUCGAGCCGGUUUUCCGAGAGGUUUUUCAGGACCGGCGACUCCUUCAAGACCGGUGAUUCCGCCAAAGCAGACUCCAGUUUCCGCAAAAAUGCAAGGGUUCCCCAAGAGGAAUCAGGCAAAUCUGAUAAAGCCAGAUGCAAAGAGUUUUUCAAUGACAAGAAGGGUUUAUCAGACCCAGGGAGACAUUGUCCUCGUUAACUUGUUGUUUAAAGCACGUAUACCAGACAAGUUACCCAUAAAGAAUCUUCAAAAUUCAACAGGGGCAAAUGUGAAAGUGGUAGCUGGAUCCGUACCUCCGGCUGGUGCGCCCACCGUCGAUCAAAACAAGGAUAAAUCCAAAGAUGUCCCAGCUGUCGGUGGAGGUGUCGCUGGCAAGACCUUGACUAAAAGACCCCGGCCAUUACCCUUGAGUCCAGAAGUUAACAGCAUCGGCAAUCAGUGUGAGCUCCUUGAAGCCCUAGAUCUCCAAGGAUUCUUGUACCAGCGAGUAAUGACGCUCUGGACGUGCUACAUUUGCAAUACAUCCUUAAAGAAUGGAGCAGCGUAUCAGAUUCACAUUGGUUCCAAGAAUCACAUCAGGACGUGUAUCAGGCUGCAAACGUACGAGGGCGCUCUUGAGCGUCGGAAGGUCGCAUUCGCCCUGCGCAAUCUGCCCAAUCAAAGAAGCUACGCCCCUGAGCAGCUCAACGCCGGGAACAUGAGCCGAAUGUUCUUCUGCUACGAGUGCGGGGAGGGUUACGCAUGCAAGGCGCUGGAACACCGGAAAACGGAACGCCAUUUGACUUUGGAGGAAUACAGAAAGCACUGUAAUUUAUGCAAUUUUUACUGCAGAGACAUGAAAGCCCUGGUGAAGCAUCAAAAUAGCAAACUUCAUAUCGCGUUGAAAGCUAUCAAGAACAAGGAUGGAUCUCAGGUCCCGGGAGAUGCGCAAAACAAGACACCAAUCUUUAGCAGGACGUUCGUUCCCACUAGGGUUCCCGUGUUCGGUCAGAAACCAGUUCCCAACAAAGCAGCCGAUUCCAGUAGGACCCCUGUUACCAACAAAGCGUCCUCCACGACAAAAUCGUUACCAACCAGGAUAACCACCUCCAACAAGUUGUUCACCUCCAAUAAGUCAUUGCCAUCCAACAAGCCAUUGAGAUCCAAUAAGCCAAUCACAUCCAAUAAGUCAUUGACAUCCAAUAAGCCAUUGACACCCACCAAAGAGCUGUCCUCUGAUAUGACUGAAGGUACAGCGCAACCGAACAUCUCAGGAUUACAGAGUGAAAGAAAAUCUAUCAAGGUGACACUGAAAGGGGGUAAGACACCGGUCACCGCGACGGACUCUGGUCAGGAAGAACUUAUUGGUUUGGACCUCGUCAUCCCUGUGACUGGAUUCUUUUGUCGAUGUUGCUCCAAGUUUUACAACAAUAAAUUCAUGGCUAAGCGCAAUCACUGCAUGACGGCAGAGCACAAACAGAAAGCACUGGCUUGGUUUAAGUCUCACGGCACACCCAUUCCGCAGAAGAAACCAGGAGCAAGCAAUGAAAAAGAAGCCCAGAGUUCAACUCCGAAAGCCCCACAACCAAAACCCUAUCAGUCUGAAACCAUCAUUGUCAUCGACGACGAUGACGACUCUGAUGAUGAUAUUAAAGAGACAUCGAAGGAGAAACAGCAGCUACCCCAACGCCAAGACAAAACGGACACUGGUGAGGUUACCACACAGGCUCACCUUGGUCUCAAAGCGGAGGUGAACACUGACUCUGAGGAGGACAAUGGAAAGAUGCUAGGGCAUGCUGAAAACAGUAAUGACAGUUCGAAGAUUGUUAAAGAUAAACAACAACCUAUCGAUAGACCUGUCGGUAGGAAGCUGCGAGCCAUCAGAGCACAGCAUCAGACCAAGGACAGUGAUCUUGAGGAUGGAGAAAUACUCUCUGAGGAAGGAGAGUUGUCUUUUACUGUGCAGAGUGAAGCAUCCGUGGAGAAAAUGGAAGCAGAGACCAUCAAAGAACUUCAGUAUAAGAGGGAGGAACUUCUUGCUGCCAUGAAGAUGGUGACAGCAGAGACGGACGAACAACCCGAAGAUAAGACGGAAGAUCUACCUGCCGAAAAGACGGAGAUGGGAGAUGUUGUUGAAACCCUGGAAGGAACUGUUGAUUCAACUUCCGCUGAGAUGGAAGUUGAGGCUUCUGAUUCAACUGUCCAAGAGAGUCAGGAGCCGUCCUCUGAAACGAUGGAAGUCAUGAUCAAAGACCAAGCCAUAGAGGAAACUGAAGAUCCGUUGCCUAGUAGUGUUUCAGAUCAAAACGUAAAAGAAAAUGUAGAGUCAGACUCCGGGGAGACUGAAAAACCUGAUCUAUCGGUAGAAGAAACGGACAUUACUUAUGGUGAGGUGGACAAUAUGGAUACAGUGCAAUCUGGUAAGAUUCUUGAAGAGCCACCGAUUAGAGAGAUGGACAAAGAAUCCGAUGGUCCAGAGAGUGACAUGACGACAGAACCACCUAUGGAAUUGGAAACCGGAACCACCGAUUUAACAAAGUCUAGUGAUGCUGAGCAUGAAGAGACUGAAAUACCACAAGCUGAAGGAGAAGACCUCCCAAGUGGUGGAGUUCUCGAUUCAGAGGAAAUCGAGCAACCCAAAGAAGACGGCGGUGAAACCCCUGCCGAUAAAGACAUUGUCUUGAACGAGGACGACUUAUAUGCCAAUCUCGUCGAGCACGCCCCAGAGGCAGAAGUUGAAGAGAGCUUAGAGCCUGAAGAGGAGCAGGGAAACGAGGAGCGGGAGGAGGAGGAUGAUGAUGAUGAGGACACAAGGUUCUUUAUCGAUGAGGGAACUUGGGAGGUGCGGUCUGAGGAAGACGGCAGCAACGGGGAGCCAUUCGAUGAUGAUGCGAUUUCGGAAAGGGAUGAGGAUGAUGAUGGGUUGGUAAUAAUUGAAGAUGAGGAGAACACUAGUAAGAAUGUAGAAGAGAAAGAUGACGAUGUCGAGUCUUAGAUAUCUUUUGUAAAAGCUGCAUCUUAAAGGCACUGGACACUAUUGGUAAUUACUAAAAAUAUUUGUUAGCAUUAAUAACUUACUUGGUA
Molecule: messenger RNA, 5002 nt
Organism: Asterias rubens (European starfish)
Lineage: Eukaryota; Metazoa; Echinodermata; Asteroidea; Forcipulatida; Asteriidae
Exons: 11
Coding region: 222-4913 (1563 amino acids)
Molecular function (GO): zinc ion binding; nucleic acid binding
Source: RefSeq, a predicted model, not a curated record